This is a messenger RNA of Exophiala mesophila, 1241 nucleotides long. RefSeq lists its product as uncharacterized. The transcript has a single exon. The record is from RefSeq and is a predicted model, not a curated record. The coding region runs from base 423 to 755 and encodes 110 amino acids. NCBI's taxonomy places the organism in Eukaryota, Fungi, Ascomycota, Eurotiomycetes, Chaetothyriales, Herpotrichiellaceae.
UCACCUCACCUCACCUCACCUCACGUUCCAGAUCUGCCGUGUGGGUUUGAGACUUGGGGGUUGCCAGCACAGCGUGGAGAUGUCAUCUGAGCCCAUUAUCAUGUCGUUCGUAAUAAUUCGUGUCAGCAUGUCUGGCAUCCAUCGGUCAGAAGACGACUCUGUCAGUCGGCCACACCUUCGGGUCGGGAAUGAACGGUAUGGUUUCUUUUGUGUAUAAUCAUAAAGAGCACUCCAGAAUGAUGGUGAGUAGUACGCCACACACCAUCUCAUCGCAGAUACCAACCACACACCAAUACUUGUGAACAACGUUUACCUCUGGGACUUUGUCAAGUCUGUCCAGGAGAAGAGCAAUAACAAACAAGCAAACAACGCAAAAGUCAAAUAACAAAUACCGUUGAAACAUACCUUAUAACCUUAAAUCCAUGCCGCCAGUCAAGAUCCCUCUUCCACGUGUUGGUCAAGCAGUCAGAUCAUUCGCCAGUCAAUCGGCUGGCUUGAGGGCAAGCCACAGACUACAUCUUCACCACCCACUUCACAUUCCAUCCCAAAGAAUUCUGGCCAAGGCUGCAACAUCGGCACAGGCUCACGCAACGAGCUUUCCAGUUGUCGUGCGUGACGCUACAAGCUAUGGGGCUCUGGCAGUGUUGACAUCGGGCAUGGCGUUCUCGAUUUAUUGCUGGGUAAGCAAUAUUUCUUCAUACCCUUCCCGGUAUCCGCUGCAAGCCGUGCCGUGGAUACCAAGGAGCGACUUCUGAUGAUGACGAUGACGACUUCGUCGUCGCAUUGUCCGGCGUCGGCAAGCCUUACGAACAAUUUUGAAGAAUCGACGCUGAUUUGAUCCUGCUGCAAUCAUAUAGGAUGGCGAGGGCGAUAUUAUGGAUUAUUUCGCGUUGUAAUGAUUGUGAGAUUGUGAGGAGUUUUGGGAAUUGCAACAGUGGCAGGGCGGUCGCCCGUGCCGACGUACCACACCUCGACGUGUGUACAAUGAUACUCAGCAAAUAUGUCCUUUGAUUUGAUUCAUCUGGGGUGGACCUGGACAACUCUUGGAUGCCAUGUUCAAUGGAUAUUCACUCACGAGAUGACCCAGCAGACGUGACCAUGGUCUGGUAGACCAUCGAGUUCUUCGCUGAACGGUCUCAAGGCUGGUGAUGUACUAGAUUUGAGCUGCGGAGAUGUCCCUGGGCCACGUAGGCGAUAUCAAACAGAUAGUGCCGAAUGAAAUACAACAUCCAGAACCAAGA